This is a messenger RNA of Antrostomus carolinensis (chuck-will's-widow), 2730 nucleotides long. It is a transcript of the gene ATP13A1, whose product is annotated as ATPase 13A1. The record is from RefSeq and is a predicted model, not a curated record. Gene Ontology annotation, biological process: extraction of mislocalized protein from ER membrane; intracellular calcium ion homeostasis; transmembrane transport. NCBI's taxonomy places the organism in Eukaryota, Metazoa, Chordata, Aves, Caprimulgiformes, Caprimulgidae. Gene Ontology annotation, molecular function: ATP hydrolysis activity; ATP binding; membrane protein dislocase activity. Gene Ontology annotation, cellular component: endoplasmic reticulum membrane. The annotation marks the transcript as partial. The transcript has 21 exons.
GUUUACCGAAACCGCAAGUGGCGUCCCAUUUCCAGCGAUGAGAUUAUUCCAGGGGACAUUGUUUCCAUUGGUCGAUCUCCUCAUGAAAAUCUAGUGCCCUGUGAUGUGCUGCUGUUACGUGGGAGGUGUAUUGUCGAUGAAGCUAUGCUGACAGGAGAGUCUGUGCCCCAAAUGAAGGAACCCGUGGAAGAUCUCAGUCCAGAGCACGUCUUGGACAUGCAGACAGAUUCUCGUUUACACAUCAUAUUUGGGGGAACAAAAGUGGUUCAGCACAUACCACCCCAGAAAGCCAGCACAGGACUGAAACCUGUCGAUAACGGGUGUGUGGCCUACGCUCUGAGGACCGGCUUCAACACAUCUCAGGGGAAAUUGCUCCGUACAAUCCUCUUUGGGGUGAAGAGAGUGACAGCCAAUAACUUAGAGACCUUCAUUUUCAUCCUGUUCCUGCUGGUCUUUGCCAUUGCUGCUGCAGCAUACGUCUGGAUUGAAGGCACCAAAGAUCCUAGCAGGAACCGUUACAAGCUCUUCUUGGAGUGUACUUUAAUAUUGACUUCGGUUGUUCCACCUGAACUUCCCAUCGAGCUCUCUCUGGCUGUCAACACCUCCCUCAUUGCUUUGGCUAAGCUUUAUGUGUACUGCACGGAGCCCUUCCGCAUCCCCUUCGCAGGCAAAGUUCAAGUUUGCUGCUUUGACAAAACUGGGACGUUAACCAGCGAUCACCUCGUGGUGAGAGGAGUAGCUGGGCUCAGGGAUGGGAAGGAAGUGACCCCAGUAUCUGACAUUCCUGUAGAGACCCACCGAGCCAUUGCUACUUGCCACUCGCUUGUACAGCUGGAUGAUGGGACACUGGUGGGAGAUCCACUGGAGAAGGCAAUGUUGAUGGCUGUGGAUUGGACCCUGACCAAAGAUGAGAAAGUUUUCCCCAGAAGUAUUAAAACUCAGGGACUGAAAAUUCACCAGCGCUUUCAUUUUGCCAGUGCCCUGAAAAGAAUGUCUGUCUUGGCGUCGUACGAGAAGAUCGGCUCGACUGAUCUCUGUUACAUUGCAGCUGUGAAAGGGGCCCCAGAGACCUUGCACAAAAUGUUAUCUCAGUGCCCAAGCAACUAUCAUGCUGUCCACACAGAAAUUUCACAUGAGGGGGCAAGAGUACUCGCCCUUGGCUACAAAGAACUGGGGCACCUCACUCACCAGCAGGUGAGAGAGAUCAAACGUGAAGCUUUGGAGUGUGAUCUUAGAUUUGUUGGCUUCAUUGUGGUUUCCUGUCCUCUCAAAGCUGACUCCAAAUCUGUCAUCAGGGAGAUCCAGAACGCCUCACACCACGUAGUGAUGAUAACAGGAGACAAUCCUCUCACUGCCUGUCAUGUAGCCCGGGAGCUACACUUCCUCCAGAGGGAACACACCCUCAUUCUGCAGCCUCCUGCCACCAAAGACUCCAGCUGGCAGUGGCAAUCUAUCGACGGUGCUGUCGUGCUCCCACUCUUACCAACCUCCUUGCAAGAGUUGAUGGAAGGAUAUGACCUUUGUGUCACUGGGGAAGGUCUUUCUCACCUCCAGUCUGUGAACAGACAGCAGCUGCUGAAACUCAUACCACACAUCCAGGUGUUUGCCAGAGUGGUGCCAAAGCAAAAGGAGUUUGUAAUCACAACUUUGAAGAGCCUGGGCUACGUCACGCUGAUGUGUGGGGAUGGGACCAACGACGUCGGAGCUCUGAAACACGCAGAUGUGGGAGUGGCUUUGCUGGCAAAUGCUCCUGAGAAACUGCCUGAAAGGAAGAAGAGAACUCGAGAUGGACCCAGUGAUGGGAGAUUUGCUUUGCCCUCCGUGGGGAGUGGGACUGUGAAACCCACCUCCCGUGGUGCCAAGCACAGAGUCAUGUCCCAAAGAGAGGAACAAUUGGCCAUCCAGAGGGAGCGGAUCAGUCAGGUCCUGAAGGAUCUGGAAGAGGAGCGUGUGCCCGUUGUGAAGUUGGGUGAUGCCAGCAUUGCAGCUCCCUUUACCUCCAAGCUCUCUUCCAUUCAGUGCAUCUGCCACGUGAUCAAGCAAGGCCGUUGCACGCUGGUGACAACGCUCCAGAUGUUCAAGAUCCUGGCCCUCAACGCCCUGAUCCUCGCUUACAGCCAGAGCGUCCUCUACUUGGAAGGGGUGAAGUUUAGUGAUUUUCAGGCAACUCUGCAAGGUUUGCUGUUGGCUGGUUGCUUCCUUUUCAUCUCCAGGUCGAAGCCUUUGAAGACACUUUCCAAGGAGCGCCCAUUGCCAAAUAUUUUUAACCUCUACACGGUCCUGACGGUGCUGCUGCAGUUCCUCGUGCAUUUCCUCAGCCUGGUGUACCUGUACCGCGGCGCCCAGGCACGCAGCCAAGCCAACCAGGAGGAGUUUGUGGAUCUGUACAAGGAGUUUGAGCCCAGCCUCGUGAACAGCACCGUCUACAUCAUGUCGAUGGCCAUGCAGAUGGCCACCUUCGCCAUCAACUACAAGGGUCAUCCUUUCAUGGAGAGUCUACGGGAGAACAAACCUUUACUGUGGAGCAUCGUCCUCUCAGCUCUCGCCAUCGUGGCUCUUCUCACCGGCUCCUCUCCAGAGUUCAACGAACAGUUUGGUUUGGUAGAAAUCCCUACAGAGUUCAAGAUCAUCAUCACCCAAGUGUUGGUGGCUGAUUUCUUCCUCGCCUUGUUAGUGGAUCGAAUUCUUCAGUUUUUGCUGGGGAGUGCAAAACUGAAAGUGCCUUCCUGA